Messenger RNA from Plasmodium knowlesi strain H, 5310 nucleotides. Its product is annotated as conserved Plasmodium protein, unknown function. The transcript has a single exon. NCBI's taxonomy places the organism in Eukaryota, Apicomplexa, Aconoidasida, Haemosporida, Plasmodiidae. The record is from RefSeq and is a predicted model, not a curated record. The coding region runs from base 1 to 5310 and encodes 1769 amino acids.
AUGAACAGCAACAACAGCGUUAGCAGAAAGAAGGUUGCGAAAAAUGGAGGAACGGCCAAGGGUAGUGAAGAAAAUGUUAAAGACAAUGCAAGUAUAUGCGAAGAGAAUUGUGGUGACAGUAGUAAAGAGUUGGAGCAAAAUGUAAAUGAAAAGAGUCAAGCCAAGUGCAUGGCAGGUGUGAAGAAAGAGAAGGAAGAAGAUAGCAGCACAAAUAAGGGUGAUGAAAUGAAGCUCAAGGAAGAAAAUCAAGAUGUUAAUAAUCAGAAGGAAGAGAAAAUGGAGGAGGAGAAGAAAAAGAAGAAAAAAAAUAAUAAGCUUUCCAACGCAGAUGACGUAGACAACGGCAGUGGUGUCGGGAGGAAGAAGGAAAACCAAAGUGCGGAGGAAGGAAGCAUCGAAAAGGAAAAGGUCGAAGAGGAUAACAAUGCGUCUGCUAUCACGAAUAACGACAACGUUAGCAGUAUUGGCGGAGGUAGUGUAAAGAACGGCUCAGUCCAAGGCCACGGAAAAGGCAUAAAGCAGGGGAAAGGAGGGAAUAAAUCUGAAGAAAGAGACCCCUCUGGAAAUAGCGCCCACUACGGAAACUUCGGUGCGAAUAAUGAUUGGAGAAGUGGCAAAAAUAAUAAUAACGGGAAUCAUAGCAGUAGUAGUAACCACGGUGGUAACGUCGAAAUAGGGAAGAACAUCGGGGCCGUGUACCCAUACUCGAAGGGCAACAACACGAACGGUGAGCUUUUAGUUAGUAGGGAUAAGCACAGCGAUUACAACGGAGCGGCUGUGAAGGAUCCAAGUAAAAAACGAAGCUUUGUGAAGGGUGAAAGUAAGAACUUGGACGGAGGAUACAACGGUAACGCCAGCAACGGAGGCACGAACAGCGGAAGUGUGGGUAACUACCCAAAUAAAACUAGCUACAAAUAUGAUUAUAAGGGUAAUAAGAAUAACUACGGUAUAAAGGGGGGUAAGAAUUACAAAGGCCCAGCCCCGAGUAUGCUCAGCAACAAUGUUAGUGGGGGUAUGUCAGGAAAUAUAAGUGGGAACUUCAACCCCAACGGUAGCGGAAAUGGUAGCGGCAACAGUGGUGGAAGCAUGAACAACAAUCGUCACAAUAGCAGCUCGUUGACCUACGAUGGUUUUAACAAUCACGGUAGCAGUAACAACCCCAAUGAAGGCAUGAUGAUGGAUCCGAUGAAUAAUAAUAUGAUGAUCUACAAUAAUAACAACCCCAAUUAUAACUAUCUGCCUAACUAUGCGUGCAAUUAUCCUUACAGUUAUUACAUGGAUGAUAGUGAGAGCAAGAAUAUGGAGUUAUCUAAUUAUUAUUCUUCGGGAAAAAUGUACAGCGGAGCGCCUUCUUCCGCUGGAGGCGGUGGUGCUGCUGCUGGGACUGGAAGUAGCACAGGUGGUGCUGGCGGAGCUGCUAGUGGAGGUACCAGUGGAGGCGCCUCGGGAACGACUCCUCCCCCUGCAUCCACGCCCGCAGCAUCUUCCAGCGCUACCGCAGGAGCAGUAGUACCGGAAGGGUAUAACAAUGAUGGUAGUUACGAUGCUCGCUUUAAUUACAGCAGUAUGAUGAACGACUUCUACAAUUAUCUCCCCUUCAAUUAUUAUUAUUACAAUAUGAAUAAUAUGUACUUUGGCGGAUCGAACUACAACCCUAAUAUACACAACACCCCCUACCAUGAUAACCUGAAAAAUCGGAGGAAUAAAAAGUACCUGUAUGAUAAGAAUAAAAAGAAAAAUUAUAAAAAUAUGUCUUCGUCAAAUAUGUACAGUGAAAUAAAAAACAGAGUCAUCGAGAUUUUCAAAAGGGAAAAUAUAAUGACAGAUGAUUAUUUGUUAUACUUCAUGUAUAAUAAUGUGAAACUUAGCAUUGACGUAAUAGCCAAGCAUCCAUACAUAUCCCCCUUAGUUAACAGCAACACGCAAAAUAACACUAGCAUUCUGGCGAAUGUGUUAAACGACUUGAAGUGCAUCAACUUGGAUAAGAAGGAGGACGAGGGUUGUGUAGAGGAAACGGAAAAAAUGGAAGUUGAUCAGGAUGCUUCCACUUCUCAGGUAACCAACCCACAAGUUGUAACUACAGAUGGAAAGGAGAGCAGCACUAAUGUUAGUGGCAGCCAUGUUGGAUUGAAUGACACAUCGUAUGAACAGGACGGAGAGGCGAAGCAGUCACAGGAGGGGGAUGAUUCCCUUAAAGAAGGAGAGGAUAAGAAUGUUGCCCCACCAUCUGUAGAUGUUAAUAAAGCAGAGGCUGCUGUGAAGGAAUGUUCUUCACUCAAGAGGGAGGACAACGUAUUAGAGUCUGAUGCAACAGGUGCAAAUGAGAAGGAAAGCACAGUUGUAGAAGAAAUGGCGGGUGAAGGAGGAGGAGGCACUUCCUCCUCUCCUGAGGACAAGAGCAAAAAUAUCGAAGUUAAAAAUAACGAUAAAGAUGUAAAGGAAGUUUCAAAUAACGCUGCUAAAGGUGGCGCAGUGGACUCGGGUAGUAACACGAAGAUCCCCGUCGAAGAGGACAACAAAAACUUUUUGUUGAAUUUAAAUAAUAAAAGAAACGUUAUCAUAAUAAGAGAUAUCAAUUCGCACCACAUUAAUACGAUUAAGAGUAUCGUUCUUAGUAGCCCCGAUAUCCAGGGGGUGGAUGUUCUAAAUAUCAGGAACGACGUGAAUAACACUAUCUUCAUCACGUUGAGGAAUGAAAAGAAGACGGAGUCGCUAGCGCAAUAUUUAAAGACCAAAUCUGUUAAUGAUAAAAAGUUAAACGUUCGAAUUAAGACCACGCAGAAGAUACAAAACAUUAUAGAGAAUAACAUUUUCAAGUCUACGGCUACCACGCUAGGGAAUAGUAACAAUGUGAGUGGAAGCAACCAAGGAAAUAACCAUAGCGGCGGGAGCAGCACCAACGCGUCUGCGAUGGGAACGAACGGUAGAGGUGUUAUGAGCGGUGUGAAUGGUGCCGGUAUAAAUGGAGGAAGUACACAUGGCGGUAGUGUCGGUGGUACUGGUGUUGGCACUGGGUCCAUGUCAACAUUGGUUGGAUCACACAAUUCGACCUCCCCCAAUGGUGUAGUAGGAGCCAUGGCUUCUUCCUCCUCCACUGGUGUUGGUGGGUCUAGCACCACAAACAACGCAGCGACGGCCACGCCGAACGGUAGUAUCUCAGGAACAACAAGUGGAAACCAUUUGAAUAUGAUACCCACUUCAGGGAUGCCAAUGGGGCCCAAGCAAUACAUGAAUUUUAACAACAUGUAUUAUAUGCCGAACACGAUGAAUGGUUAUGAUAGUAGUAUUUAUGGACACUGCGGUACUGGGAGCAAUGGAGCUUCCAACUUCGAUGCCUAUUUGAAUUAUUACAACUAUGGCAUGAAUAGCGCAGCGUACAACAUGUAUCCAAAUGUUAAUUUCUGUGAUUCGUACGGUGGAGGAGGGUACAACAUGUAUUCGAAUGCAUAUGGUCCUUUGCAUGAUAUGAAGAACAAGUACAGUUACAAUAAUAACAAAGGGAGUAAAUUUUCUAGGGGAGGUGGUGACGGUAACAAUAUGGGAAGAGUGAGCGACAACAAUUUUAACAACGCAGUAAUGACAGGCUCAGUAGGUGCUGGAGCACCCCAAGGAGGAGCAAGCGGAGGAGGUAAUAACGCCCCCGGCUAUUUUGCUAAUGCGUACACGAAUUACAACAAUGUGUUUAGUAACAUGUACGGAAAUAAUAUGUACGGCAAUAUUAUGCACAGUAGUAAUAUGCACACGAAUAAUAUGCAAGGUAGUGUGGGUCAUGAUGGUGGAAGCAACAAUAAGGGUGACAAGUAUGUGGACGAUGGAAGGAAGUUCCAUCAUGUGGAUGGAGUGAAUGAUAAGAUGGGAGGGGCCACAAGUACCUCUGGAACAUCACACCAUCAUAAUCGAAUGACCAAAGGUGGAAAGGAUGCGGAUAAUGGAAAAGGUGCCAUAGGUUCGGCAGGCGCAGGCAACAACGCCAAUAGUAAAAACAACCGAAGUGGUGCCAGCGAAAAUGGAACCACCGGAGGGAAGAAUAAUAGAAGUAGGAGCAGCAGCAACUGUAACAACAGUACCUACAAUGGAAAUAACAACAACAACAACAAUAGUGGGAAUAAUAAUGGACACGGAGCUAGCAGCAACAGAAAUGGUACAAAUGGCAGUAGCGGAAACGGCAGCAGCGGAGGCGGCAACCAUGGAAGUAGCGGGGGGAGCACGGGAAAUGGAGGAGGAACGGGAAGCGGGGGCAACGGAGCGAGCGCAGGCAACGGCAACAACUGCAGCAGUAAUAAUAAGAGCGCCAUGAAGACAAACGGAGAGUACAGCAAGAGCGGUAGCAAACUUAUGGGAAAUAAUCAGAAGCUUAAUAAGAAGGACCCCCUGGUAAUGUACGAAAAUAACAGUGGUAAUAACAGCGUGAUGGCGAAGAAUGAAAACAAAGCAAUUGAAAAGAAGAGUGGAAAAAAUUAUUAUAAUAAGAAAAAUAGCGCAAGGAAAAGCGCAGAGAAAAAGAGCGAUAACAAGAAGAAGGACGACAUGACUACUGUAUCCACAGAUUUGGGGAGCAACGAGGUAACAAAAAUGAAGGACGACAGGAAGAAGGGGAAUCUGAAGCAGAAGGAAGACGAUAAUUAUAGUGAAAUGGCCAAUCAGGCGGAUCAUCAUCAUUCUCAGCAGCCGCAGAGGAAGAAAUCGCUCGAGAUGGGCGAAUCCUGCGAAGCGAAUGAAGCGGAGGAAGAGAACUUCAUCGCGAACAGCGACUUGGAAAAUGAUACCAGCGCAGAGAAGGAUAAUGAGGACUGCAUUAAUAAUGAGGAGGAACAUGGAAAAUCCACCGAAGCGGAAAAGAGUGAUGAAGGUAACAACCAAAAUGAUGAUGUAAUCGUGGAGAAAAAAAAUAAGAAGGAUUCUCUUGCAAAAAGUGAACAAGCGGGUAGCAGUGAUGCCAAGGAACACACCAACAAGGUGUCCGCAAGAAUUGGCGCUUCAAAGAAAAAUUUCGCAAACAAAAUUGGCACUAAUAAAGACAAAGGCGCAGUCAAUACUGACGAGAAAAGGGCCUCAAAGAAUAAGAAUAAAAUGGAGGACGCCACAGUAAAUGGCAGCAUCGUCAACGUAGGUAUAGCGACCAAUGAAAGCAGUCCAAGUGGCAACACGCAAAAUAGGAAGAAGUACUCCUAUGUGGACAUUAUGGAUUCAUGCAAAAAACUAACCAACGUUGAUGCCCCUCCUGAGUGCAUAGACAAGCUCAUGAAGGAGAAUGUCUCCCUUUUUAGAAAGCGCGACGAUCAGUUUUGUUGGAAGUUGAACGUUUUUUAA